CGAUACUUCUCAUCCCCCUCGCGACCCGCUCCAUGCCGCCCUCCCUUCCCCGGCCCGUCUUCCUCGAAGACCGCCUCCGAGCCGCCGCCGCCGACGCCGCUUUGCAGCUUCCUCCUCCUUCCUCGGCGGCGGAGAUCCUCCGCUCGUGGGCCGACCUCCGCCACCCCUCCACCGACCCUCCCCGCCUCCUCUCCGCCCUCCGCUCCCUCUCCACCUCCCGUGCCUCCCUCCGCAUCUCCGACUCCCAGGUCAAGCUCCUCCUCUCCCUCCUCUCCACCGAUGCUGCCUCCCCCCGUCUCUCCGCCGACUCACUCCCCCUCCUCUUCUCCCUCAUCUCUUCCUACAUCCGCACUUCCCCCCGCCCUUCCCCUCCAAUACUCCUCUCCGUCCUCUCCCUCUCCUCCUCUUUCCCCCCAAUCCCCCACUCUGUCCUCCUCCUCGGCGCUCUUGCCGCCUCCCCUGCUCUUCCCGACGCCUCCGUCUCUCCCUGCCUUGACCGCCUCUGCUCCCUCUUGGAUCCCACCCUGCCCGCCCUCCUCCACGAUGCGAACCUCCUCCCAGAGUUCCUCGCCGGCAUCGGUUACGGCAUUUCGCUACAGAUGA
Zingiber officinale is the source of this 603-nucleotide messenger RNA. Its product is annotated as vegetative cell wall protein gp1-like. The transcript has a single exon. Lineage: Eukaryota; Viridiplantae; Streptophyta; Magnoliopsida; Zingiberales; Zingiberaceae. The record is from RefSeq and is a predicted model, not a curated record. The annotation marks the transcript as partial.